Messenger RNA from Pungitius pungitius (ninespine stickleback), 2729 nucleotides. RefSeq names its product nucleolar protein 9 (gene nol9). Bases 267 to 2384 code for a protein of 705 amino acids. The transcript has 13 exons. Lineage: Eukaryota; Metazoa; Chordata; Actinopteri; Perciformes; Gasterosteidae. The record is from RefSeq and is a predicted model, not a curated record. Gene Ontology annotation, biological process: cleavage in ITS2 between 5.8S rRNA and LSU-rRNA of tricistronic rRNA transcript (SSU-rRNA, 5.8S rRNA, LSU-rRNA). Gene Ontology annotation, molecular function: polynucleotide 5'-hydroxyl-kinase activity. Gene Ontology annotation, cellular component: nucleus.
GUAAACAAUAAAACUCCGGGUUAACCCAUAGUCGGCCAUCCAGACGCGGCGCCUGUUAGUAGCGCACACAUGUAAGCUAGCCUGUUAGCACCGUAUCAGUAACAAUCUAUUUAGUUUUACUUUAACCCUAACUAACGUUAAUUAUAAACGUUGGCUAUUUAAUACGAACAUUAAGAAUCAUCUCUACAAUUCUGCAUGGUUUUCCAAAUCAGGUCUACCCAUCAUCUAUUCAUCAGCACCUGCAUGAAUAAUUGUCUUACAGGAUCAUGAAGGUGAAUAAACCCAAACAGGUCAAGGGCCCAGCCAAAUCUCUUAAGUGGAAGGACGUGAGGGGCAAAAGGUGUCGUCCUCCCGUUAGUUCCUCGGAGCUCAACUCCAGUCCGGUAAUGGCCAGACUGGCGAAGGAGCACCAUGCGUCUGUAAAGAAAAAGCCCACCGUCAAGAGGUUGAGGAAUAAGGCAAAGCCCGUCUCUGAGAUGAAGAAUAACAUCCCUCGGACUGCAAUAAAGCCAUCUCACACGGAGGCUAAUGGAGGUUCAGCUUCUAUGGAGUUUACUAUGGACAACGAGUCAAAUGACUGGCAGGACUGGAAGGAGUAUUCCAAGUCCAUUCAGGGGAACGGGGUGGAGACCGCACGUGACCUGGAAUAUGUAAGCACGAGUAGACUGGAGGGAGAGUCUCUCCAUUGCUGUGCAGAGAGAGAUGAUCGACAAAACCAUGCAGUACUUGUCAUGCAGAAGCAUCAGACCCUGUGUUUCCGUGGGAAGUGCCUUUUGACCUGUCUGUACGGUCGAGUAGAAGUGAUGGGAUUCACCAUUGAAGAAGGCCAGCAGUCGUAUCCACUCUUCUCCCCCGCCUCACAUUGUCCCCUGACCAUUAGAGCUCUGGAAGGCUCGGACCAAGGCAGAGAUGACAGAACUGAGGCUUCAACCGUUCUCCGAAAGUAUCUCCAACCAGCAUCACGGAAAAAGUUGCUGAAAAUGAUUACGUCAAACUCCUCCAUCAUCCUACUGGAGCCCAUGGAGACGCCGCUCACCCGCUUUCUGUCAAGCUUCACAGACCUCAGUGAAUUGUUCAACCCCCCGGUGAUGGAACUCAUGUCAGCUGUUCUUGACACCCCACUCAAUGGUUUGGGUAUGGUUCCCCUGGGCCCAGCCAUCGAGGGCCUACAAAUGUCAAAGAGCUACAAAGAUGCUCUCAAUAUGGUUGUCGGCGCAUGCAGAGGGGAUAUGGACGGUUGUGCUGUCGUCCUUGUUUGUGGUACCAAGAAUGUGGGCAAGUCAUCGUUCAUCCGCAACCUCAUCAAUAACCUACUAAAUCACACUGCUAGUGUCGAUUAUUUGGAAGGUGACCUCGGUCAGACAGAGUUCACUCCCGCUGGUUGCCUGUCCCUCUCCACUGUCCGAGGACCUCUUCUGGGUCCACCUUUCACCCAUCAGUGCACACCGGAGCACAUGAUCUACUAUGGUCAUUCUUCAUACGAGACGGACUUGGAGCGCUACAUGGAAUCUCUUAAAUCCUUGUGGCGCAGACGGCCACGGACCAGGGAGACUCCCGUCAUCAUCAACACCGCGGGUUGGGUCAAAGGAUUCGGAUUUCAGCUGCUGGUGGAUAUGAUCCGCUUCUUCCCGGUGUCGCACGUCAUCCAGCUGGGCCACGGCGGCGUCACCCAGUGCCCCGCCCUCACGCCAGAGUUCCUGCGGACGGCACACGGCAGCCAAACGCACCCGCCGGCUGAGACCGCGCUGGCCGAGUUCACGGAGAGCCACAGUCCGCCCAGGAGUUACACCCACCUCGUCGUGCAGUCCGAGUUCCCAGGAGUCGGGCGCCAAGGAACGGCAAAACACCAGCGGUCCAAUGAGCACAGAGAGCUGUCACUGCUGGCCUACCUGAGUCAGCUGCAGUCUCCUGACCCCGGACCGGUUAGACCUCUACACAGCCUCACCCCGUACCAGGUGCCCCAUACAGCCGUGGCUUUGGGUGUUCUCCAUUGUGAGGUGGUGCCCGGUCACAUGAUGUAUGCUGCCAAUGGCAGUCUGGUGGGACUGUGCUGCCUGGGGGAGAAAGUCUCAAGCAAGGGGGGGGCGGUCCUGCUGUCACAGACUCCCAUCUGCCCAUGUGUGGGCUUUGGGGUGCUUCGAGGUAUUGACAUGGCGCGAGGUCUGUACUUUUUGCUGACGCCCGUAGAUCCCUCCGUCCUUCGUAAGGUCAAUUGUCUCCUCCUGGGCGCGAUAUCGCUGCCUUCCUGCGUCCUCACAUCACAGCCUGGCAUUGAAGGAGAGAUGCCCUAUGUGACCACAGACUACAGUUUCGAUCUCACUGGUGCAGGAAAGCUGCGAGUCUUCAAGGGACUGACGAGACCCAGUCAAAUGGGGGCGCUGUGACAUUUCCUACAUUGCGUCUCACACCAAAGUCCUAAUUGGCCUUUCAAUGUACAGAACCGAGGUCGUACGUUGUUUUGUGUGUGUGUGUGUGUGCGUGAGCCUUCGGUCCGACCGAACGGCCAGUUUCACAGACUCUGCAGGGAGGAGAUGGCCGUCCGUCCGGGCCGCUCAACUUCCCACGUCCCCCUGCGUGCGUGUGUUUUAUGGGUCCGUGAAGAGGUUUGCGUGUUGUCUGUCACACGGACAUUAGUACCUCCCUUUGUACUAACAACAUCAUUGUUUUAGUUGUCAUUCCAAAUCUGCUAAUCAAUUAAAGAAACCUGCUGGAUAUUAAAUGAAAAACAA